AUGGAUAUGAGACCAAUUUUUGGUGGAUACCCCUUUCAAGGCCAGGGUCGGGUGAAUCAGUUAGGAGGCGUCUUCAUUAACGGCCGUCCUCUUCCUAACCAUAUCCGACUGAAGAUUGUUGAGAUGGCCGCUGCAGGAAUACGACCUUGCGUGAUCUCGCGACAACUGAGGGUGUCCCAUGGGUGCGUCUCGAAGAUCUUGAACAGGUAUCAGGAGACGGGGAACAUCCGACCAGGUGUAAUAGGAGGUUCAAAGCCUCGAGUCGCAACAGCUGAAGUGGAGAAGAGGAUAGAGCAACUGAAGCUCCAGAAUCCCGGGAUCUUCGGAUGGGAGAUCAGGGAGAAACUGAUCAAGGAGGGCAUUCAGGAUCCGCCGAGCGUGUCUUCAAUAAGCAGAUUGCUUCGCGGAGGUAGAAGAGAUGAUCUGGACGGCAAAAAGGAUUACACCAUCGACGGGAUAUUGGGAGGUAGGGAGGAUGACAGUGAUACGGAAUCGCAACCGGGUAUUCCAUUGAAAAGAAAGCAGCGCCGCUCAAGGACCACUUUCACAGGUGAACAGUUGGAGGCGCUGGAAAGGGCGUUCGGUCGUACGCAAUAUCCGGAUGUUUAUACUAGGGAAGAGUUGGCACAACAGACAGGACUUACGGAAGCCAGGAUACAAGUGUGGUUUUCCAAUCGAAGGGCUCGCCUACGGAAACAUAUGACCAACGGAAAUCCGACGACGUCCUUGGCAUUCGCAUCCUUACCUAUGUCCGGACAGUACCCGGAGAAUCCUCAGGCCGAUUGGCGAAACGGACAGUUCGCUAAUUACAAUAUGUUCCAACAAAAUCCUUACAACCAAAGCCACCAGGAUGUGACGCGCGGCGAAUACUCGGCCAUCUUCGACGCGAAUUACGCAAUAGCCCACGCACAGAUGGCCCAUGCCCAAGCCCAACGGAAGGAUGACACCAAUAAGACUGAUAUGGCCUCAGAUGGAUGGGACCAUAAAGCUACAUGGAACGCAGCGGCGGCGGCUGCCACAACGGCCCAAAUGAACCAAGACACCGGCUUCAACGACAUCGGCAACUUCGGACAAUCCUCCCAAUACGGAAUACACUCGGGUAAAAACUACUGGGCCUAA
Molecule: messenger RNA, 1119 nt
Organism: Nicrophorus vespilloides
Lineage: Eukaryota; Metazoa; Arthropoda; Insecta; Coleoptera; Silphidae
Product: protein gooseberry-neuro-like
Exons: 5
Coding region: 1-1119 (372 amino acids)
Biological process (GO): regulation of transcription by RNA polymerase II; anatomical structure development
Molecular function (GO): DNA-binding transcription factor activity, RNA polymerase II-specific; RNA polymerase II cis-regulatory region sequence-specific DNA binding
Source: RefSeq, a predicted model, not a curated record